AUGGCAACAGAGCCUCUUAGGCCGAAAGCGUCUGCUAAAGCCACAUUUCCGUCAUCCGUCAAAGUCUAGUUACUGAUUGUUAACAAUUUCAAUAACAGUUCAUUAUAAUGGCCGAAAAGAUGAAAACAGAAAUCGCGUCUAUGCUACAAGGAAUUGAAAGGUACAAUCCCGACAAUCUUCAGAAGCUAGAACGCUAUGUUGAACUGCAAGCACAAGAAAAUAUGUAUGACUUAGAGGCCAACCUAAGUGUGUUGCGAUUGUACCAAUUUGGCCCAAAUUUCUACCGUAGUAACAUUGUUAAUCUGAUCCUACUGAAGGCAAUGACCAAUUUACCUCACACAGACUUCUUGCUGUGCAAAUGCCUUUUGACUCAAGAUAGGUUGGAAGAACCUCAAGUGAGCAGAGUAAUGGUCCUAGCUGAUUUGCUGGAAACGUGCAAAUUCAAGCAGUUUUGGGAGGAAUUGGCCAAAUGUGGUGACCUAAUUAUUACUGUUCAAGGAUUUGAAGAUGCUAUUAGGAAGUUUGUUGCUCAUGUUGUCAACAUUACCUAUCAAACUAUUGAAGUUCCGGUAUUAAAAGAACUUCUUGGCAAUGUCAACGAUCAAGUUUUGAAACAAUGGGUCGGGAAGUGCAGCUGGAAGGACCUGGGCAACGGACGUGUGUUCAUCACGUCGCAAGAAGAUUUGGUCAAGACCAAAAACAUCACUGAGAAGAUCGAAUUUGAAAACGUGGCUGGAAUCAUGUCACACUGCAUUUAAAAGUGAAACUGUCUUUGACCGAUCUGCAAACAGGAAGAAAGAAAAACCAACAAACAAACAAUUCCAAGGGCAGUGUAUUUCUGUUUUGUAACAGCUUCAUAUACACAAUUGUCAUGUUUGAA
Daphnia pulicaria is the source of this 880-nucleotide messenger RNA. RefSeq names its product eukaryotic translation initiation factor 3 subunit K-like (gene eIF3k). Bases 108 to 758 code for a protein of 216 amino acids. Gene Ontology annotation, biological process: regulation of translational initiation. NCBI's taxonomy places the organism in Eukaryota, Metazoa, Arthropoda, Branchiopoda, Diplostraca, Daphniidae. Gene Ontology annotation, cellular component: cytoplasm; eukaryotic translation initiation factor 3 complex. The transcript is spliced from 4 exons. Gene Ontology annotation, molecular function: ribosome binding; translation initiation factor activity. The record is from RefSeq and is a predicted model, not a curated record.